Molecule: messenger RNA, 2374 nt
Organism: Vitis riparia (riverbank grape)
Lineage: Eukaryota; Viridiplantae; Streptophyta; Magnoliopsida; Vitales; Vitaceae
Product: aspartic proteinase-like protein 1
Exons: 8
Coding region: 875-2140 (421 amino acids)
Biological process (GO): proteolysis
Molecular function (GO): aspartic-type endopeptidase activity
Source: RefSeq, a predicted model, not a curated record
UAACCCAGUUCUGUUCUACUUUCUUUAUCAUGUUUACUACAAUGAAAAAUCAAUUUUAUUUCAUUAUAUUAGUGCAGAUUUAUGCUUUUUUGGUUCUUUGUGGUCAUUAAUGAGACAAUAAUAUGCACUUAGGCCUUGAAAACUAUAUGCAAAAUUAUUGGUUACUACAGCUUAUUCAUAUACAGCUUCAAUGAGGAUGAAAAUGGGAAGAGGGGGUGCUUGAGCUUCCAAGACUUGAUAAGUUUGUCAAAAUUCUUCACCAAUCAUAGAGGGCUCCGCUAAUUCAAUGAAAUUUCUAAUUGGGCUUUUCUCAAAAUUCAUCUUUUGCUCCCAUGAUUUUCAUUAGCAAUUUUCUUCUGGAUUCUAUCAUAGAGUAUUGAUGCAUGCAAUUGUCUUUUUAGCUCAAAAACUUUACUCAAUGCUUUUCUCUUCUUUUACCUUGAGUCUAUUCCGUUGAACUCUAUUUGCUGCAAAUAUUAAAUCAAAGCACAGAAAAUUUAUGAAGUCAUGUGUUGCAUCACCUUGUCACUACAGCAUGAUCACCACUCACCCAGUUUGCAAUUGACAGUGAUGAGUCAUAACCUUUCAUCCUUGCAAAAUAAUGUUUCUGGUUCCUACUUACAAGUUAGAUGAAUAGGUUAAUUAGUGUAAUUAAGCAGAGGCUGCACAGGGGAAACUAUAUUAUUGUUGGUAUAUCCUUUUCUCUUUGUUUUAUGCUUGUUUUAAUUUUUGUUGCUAAAUAGGUAUUGACCGAACUGCAAAUGUGUUUGCUUCAAUUGAUUUGUGCAGUAGUUCAGCUAAGAUUGGUAACAGGUUUUGCAGUUAAUUCCAAUAAUUGAUUGGUAGGUGUUCCCUCGUAUUUGGGACAUCUAUAAUGCAGGGUAGAGAUCUGAAUGAGUAUAGCCCAUCUUUAUCAAGCACCAGCAAGCCCCUAUCUUGCAAUGAUCAAUUAUGUGAACUGGGUUCAGACUGCAAAAGUUCAAAGGACCCUUGCCCUUACCUUGCUAACUACUAUUCAGAGAAUACCUCAAGUUCUGGUUUGCUGAUUGAGGACCGACUACAUUUGGCACCAUUCAGUGAACAUGCAUCCCGAAGUUCGGUGUGGGCUUCAGUCAUUAUAGGCUGUGGUAGGAAACAAAGUGGUGCUUUUUCAGAUGGAGCGGCUCCUGAUGGUCUUAUGGGAUUGGGACCUGGGGACCUUUCAGUUCCUAGUUUGCUAGCAAAAGCAGGAUUGGUUCGAAAUGCUUUCUCAAUUUGUUUUGACGAUAAUCAUUCUGGGACAAUUUUGUUUGGUGACCAAGGACUUGUGACCCAAAAAUCUACAUCAUUUGUGCCUUUAGAAGGAAAAUUUGUUACCUAUCUUAUUGAGGUGGAGGGUUACCUCGUUGGGAGUUCUUCUCUUAAGACAGCAGGAUUUCAAGCUCUGGUUGACAGUGGAACAUCAUUCACAUUUCUUCCAUAUGAAAUUUAUGAAAAAAUUGUUGUGGAGUUUGACAAACAAAUGAAUGCUACAAGGUCCAGCUUCAAAGGGUCCCCCUGGAAGUACUGUUAUAAUUCUAGGUGGAUUUCGUGUACUAGACGAGGAGGAUUUUGGAAGCCUUUUUUUCUCAUUUUUCUCUUGGAGUUGAUUGUUGGCUUUUUUAUUGUUUUUGUUUUUUGCAACAGUUCACAGGAAUUGCUCAACAUUCCUACUGUGACACUUGUGUUUGCUAUGAACCAAAGUUUUAUAGUACAUAAUCCUGUUAUUAAGUUAAUCUCGGAGAAUGAGGAAUUCAAUGUUUUCUGUUUACCUAUCCAGCCUAUACAUGAAGAAUUUGGCAUCAUUGGCCAAAACUUCAUGUGGGGUUAUCGCAUGGUGUUCGAUAGGGAAAAUUUGAAGCUGGGUUGGUCUACUUCCAAUUGUCAAGAUAUAACCGAUGGUAAAAUAAUGCAUUUAACACCACCUCCAAAUGAUAGAUCUCCAAACCCACUGCCCACCAAUCAGCAACAGAUGACCCCUAGUAGGCAUGCUGUUGCUCCUGCUGUUGCUGGAAGGACUCCCACAAAUUCUGCUGCAGUGUCACCUCUUGCUUUUCCCUACUGGCUCUGUUUGGUGAAUUUGCUGCUAGUGUUGAUGCGUUUGUUUGUUCUAGAUGUCUAAUAUAAACUCCUCUCCGCAUCCCCAACCAAUGUAAAUCAUAGUUCCCCAACAAUGAAGGGAGGUACUCUUUUGGGUCAUUGUAUUGAUUGGUUAUGGUAGGUAGAAUUUUCUUUUUGGUGGUUCUCUACUUUCAGUGGUAGGUUAUUUUUAGUUUUUGUUUGCAUAUUCAUGAACAGAUUUAACUAUCUCUAAUUUUAUUGGUAUCGUAGUUAUAAAUUGUGGAAUUAAGAAGCA